Molecule: messenger RNA, 1477 nt
Organism: Momordica charantia (bitter melon)
Lineage: Eukaryota; Viridiplantae; Streptophyta; Magnoliopsida; Cucurbitales; Cucurbitaceae
Gene: ABS2
Product: AP2/B3-like transcriptional factor family protein
Molecular function (GO): DNA-binding transcription factor activity; DNA binding
Source: RefSeq, a predicted model, not a curated record
CCACAAAUCAAAUCAAAUCACUUCUCUCUCUCUAAAAUGUGCCCAUAAUAAACCACUUCUCUCGAAAUCACUUUCAAGUUUCAAUUUUGAAGAACCCCUCUUGGCCUUUCUUGUGUUGUGUGUACUUCAUAUUUCCCAUUAUGCAAAAUAAUCCCAACCCCACUUGGAUUUCCCUCCGCCACCAGCCCUCCGCCAUGUCCGCCGCCGACCACCAGCCCAUGUUCGAGAAGCCCUUGACUCCCAGCGACGUCGGCAAGCUCAACCGCCUCGUCAUCCCCAAGCAGUACGCCGAGAAGUACUUCCCACUCUCCGGCGCCGCCGCCACCGCCGCCGACAAGGGCCUGCUCCUCAGCUUCGAGGACGAGUCCGGCAAGCUGUGGCGCUUCCGGUACUCGUAUUGGAACAGUAGCCAGAGCUACGUUCUCACCAAGGGAUGGAGCCGUUAUGUCAAAGAGAAGCGCCUCGACGCCGGCGACGUCGUSGUUUUCGAGAGACACCGCCUCGACGGCGACAGGCUCUUCAUUGGCUGGAAGCGCCGCUCCCCGGCUGCGGCGGCGGCGGCGGACGGUGGCCGUAGCCCCGGGGUGGCGCCGCCGUGUAGUAGAGGAUGGACCUCAAUGUUUUGCUCUGGACAUCCCUAUCAUCCUUCUCCACCGCCAUACCAAUCUUCUCAUCCAGAGUCCUCUGUUCAGAGUCGAACAGUGUCCGUGGGGAACUCAAAGAUCCUGCGGCUGUUCGGAGUGAAUUUGGAGUGCCAAACCAACGUGUCGGAACCCGAACCUCCGCCCUCGGGUGGUGGUGGCGGGUUCGAUUUAUCGGGUCGAAACGAUCCGACCCGCCACCACAGCUAUCCACAUUAUUCCCCUCCGCUUCCGCAUCACAUGGAUUUCACUUUUUCACAAGAUGUCAAGCAGACUAAAUAUCAUCAAGGAUAGAGAUGUGUGGACGUGACGUCCCUGUGCAAAACCCACUCUUUUUAUAUCGAAAUCCCCCCCACCACUUCACUUGAGAAGAGUCGCCCCAUCAAGAAAAAAACAAGGAAACAUAGAAUGAGAAAAUGAAAGAGAGAAAAAAAAAGAAAAGAAAAGAAAAAAAAAAUCCCAGAUUUUCUGGCCAACUUUCCAAGAUCGGGGGGUGGGGGUGAAGAGAGAUAUCACAGAUAAGGAGGUGGGUGUGAGAGAGCAAAAAAUGUGGGGUCCAAGAAGAAAGCUAACUAGGGCUGACGUCAUACAUGCAAACCGGAAACUAGGGUCGUUGAAGGUCAGGAAUGAGGAAUCUAUUUGACUACUGUUGAGAUUCUGGCUCAAGAUUUUUGGGAGAGGCUCAAAGUAUAACUAAUGGAGGGGGGUAUGGGGCUGUUCUUGUGCUUUUAUUUGAGUGGGUGGGAUUGGAUGGAUCGGUGACAGCCCUGUCGUACUACCCUGCCUCUACUCCUACUCCUCUCUUUUAUAAGUUUUAGCAAAAUCUAACCUUUCUU